Molecule: messenger RNA, 2969 nt
Organism: Amphimedon queenslandica
Lineage: Eukaryota; Metazoa; Porifera; Demospongiae; Haplosclerida; Niphatidae
Product: tubby-related protein 4-like
Exons: 5
Coding region: 111-2540 (809 amino acids)
Molecular function (GO): protein binding
Source: RefSeq, a predicted model, not a curated record
AUCGCUUGCACUCCAUUAGUACACAGCAACCGUCUCUUCUGUUAAAGUCUAAAUACUUAGAUAGGGCCAUCCGUCAUACUAGUCCAAGAAGACGACGAAGAGGAGGCAAUAUGUAUGCAGAAUUCGACCGCUCUUCUCCGCUGAAAAUAGAUGCCACCGUCCAGUGUCUCUCCUGGAAGGGUACCGGGCAGUAUGGCUGGCUAGCGCUCGGGAAUACCUCCAACACAGUCGGUGUUACAUUCACCUCGCUCAAUGAUGGAGAGGACGAAAGCCCCAGGAUGACAGACACGGAGUCUUCAAACGACCCCCAGCCCGAGCUGACUCUGGCUAGGCAGGGAAUGAGAAGGAACUUCAACUUUCGUGAGCACUCGCAUGAGGUUACCAUAGUGAGGUGGAACCCACUACUAGACAAAAUUGCUACGUGUGAUUCCUCAGGGACCGUCAUAGUUUGGAGGAAUCACAAUGGACGCUCCGUCAUGGAGCUGGUCAAUAAUCGAGGGAGCAAGAUCAGUGACUUCCAAUGGAGUAAUGACGGCUCCAAAGUUCUCAUUACAUACGUUGAUGGUUAUGUUCUCGUGGGCACCGCCUUUGGUCGAAGGAUUUGGGCAAGGCAACUCAACAUCGGGUCGUUUGUGACCACACCCUCCAAUCACAUGCAACCAUCUCAUCUUCUAAGCUCCACCUGGAGUCCAGACGAUACUCGUAUUGUUGUCGGUAGUAGCAUAGGAGAACUGAUAGAACUGGACGCAUUUAGUAAUGGAUCUCUUGUGUCUACAACUGAAGUACUGCCAGGGAUUGGUAUAAUAGGCCUACAGUGGGUACGUAUACCAGGAGGAGAGACAGAGAAGACAAAAGUGAUGUCCUCCUCGCGUAUCUUGGAAGACAACGAAGAGAAACAGAACGUCCGUCUCUCAUUGUAUCUCCGUAAUGGCAAAGUGGUCCUCAUGAACUCGUGUGGCGAUCAGCAAGCGACCAUCAUCAGGACAGGACUCAUGGAUGGGAAGAUGCUCUGGAGUCAAGAUGGAUCCAUUCUAGCUGUCUCUGGCCUUAGGAAGAGCCAAGGAGUGUCCACAGUUCGCUUCUUCCAACCCUCUGGACAAUUAUUGUUCACUCUACCUCUGAACACAAAGGAUCCAGUCACAGCUUUAACUUGGGCACACGAGAACACCAAACUAUUUGUCGCGACCACUUCAGUCCUUCACACGGUCAACAUAUCCCGCCACAUACCCUCCUUACAGGAUCUUGCCAAAUCUGUCAUCUCCUCAAGCUUAAGUGGCAAAGAUUCCAGCUUUGACUUGGUAUUGCCCACUCGCUUCAAAUUUGGCAUUGCUAGCAUGUUCUCUUCCAUUAUCAAGGGUCAUGUUCCUGUUGACAAUAAUUUACUUGAUUAUGUAUCUCGCCCACCUCCUCCUUCUCAUCGCAUAUACUGUACACUCAUCCCGUCAUCUUCAUCAUCUCCUCCCUCCUCCUCCUCCUCCUCUCAAAGAAGCAGUAGACACCCAUCACAAUACACACUCUACGUCGAGCACUUAGGCACUCUAAUCCCAAUACUCGAAGCAACAAGACGAAACAGUAAAAUAAGACCAAGUUUCACGAUCUCCCUACCUUCCUCGUCCUUUCUCUCCACCUCCGAGAACCUCCCUCCUUCGUCUCGAUCGCCACCCGAAGCUCCUCCCCACGAAUCGAAUCUAGAGCUAGGGGAGAACAGCGGAGGGACCCAUUCUCCUCUGAGGUGUGUCAACGCUGACAAUCAUCCUGACACACACAACUCCCUCAAUACAGAGUCUGGUGGGAUACAGCUCGCCUGUAGAGAGGACGAAGGCGAAACCCCUCGCUCCGUCAGCAGGAGCACUUCGGACGGGAACUCCUCUCAUAGCGACACUGUCAUAUCGUCAAGACAUCUUGCCGAGGUCAGCUCCCAUAUCAUAGCAUCAAAGUUCCGCAUUCAAAGCAUCAACCCACUCCUCCCCCUCGAUCAGGGGACUAUCAUUAUAAAGACGUCAUUCCUGCACAUCCAGCCACGUAAAGUCAUAGUCCACUUGCCUGCCGUCGAAGAAGACUCCGGCAUCGAUUCCGAGACCGAGGACUCCCACGAAGAGAGCGGGUCCGGCCGCCGAGAGGUUUUCAGGGACGCCGAUUUGUCCCUUGAUAGCCUUAGCUCUUUAGAGGAGCUGAGAGACACUGCUAGUCCUCCUAGAGCUAACGAAUCGUCCACUGGUAAUAAGAACAACAUGUCUUCAGUCACUUCUGUAUCAAAUGCUAACAAUACUUGCUCAUCAUCGCCCACCACCGCCUCCACUAGUGAGAGCCCUGUCAUUAUUCACAGCAAGACCCCAACAUGGAACGAACAGCACAUGAUCUAUCAGUUGGACUUUGGUGGACGCGUGACCACCAAAUCUGCCAAGAACUUUCAACUCGAAAUGGGAUCAGAGCAGAUUCUACAAUUUGGAAGAAUAGAGAAUGGCAGUUUUAUACUUGAUUUCCAGGCACCUUUCACUCCAAUACAAGCAUUUGCAACUGCCCUAGCUAAUCUUGUUUAAAUGUUUUUUAAUCACAGCUCCUCUCUCUCUCUCUCUCUUCUCUUCACCAUUAUUAUUAUUAUUAUUAUUAUUAUUAUUAUUAAAAGCCAAUCACAUCUUUAUAUUGUAAACGACAACUCUUAUUCACUACAUAGUCACUGUGUUUUUGUUAUUUUUUUGUAUCUACUUGCUCGCUCGCUCUCUCUCUCUCUCUCUCUCUCUCUCUCCUUCUUGCUCUCAAAUCAACCACAUUACACACAAUAUUCAUUAUUAUUAUUAUUAUUAUUUUUCUCUCUCAUUGUAAAUCCAGAUUAUUAUUAUUAUUAUGUUUAACAACACAGGUUUGACAAAAUAAAAUCAUGACCUGAUGAAAAUUAAAAGUCAAAAAGAAAUCCACGCACAUUCCCUCUACAUUACAGUCAUUUAAAAUUCAAAGACAUUUAAGUUCAA